Messenger RNA from Penicillium antarcticum, 714 nucleotides. Its product is annotated as kinase-related protein. Gene Ontology annotation, molecular function: ATP binding; kinase activity. The transcript has 2 exons. Bases 1 to 714 code for a protein of 237 amino acids. Lineage: Eukaryota; Fungi; Ascomycota; Eurotiomycetes; Eurotiales; Aspergillaceae. Gene Ontology annotation, cellular component: cytoplasm. The record is from RefSeq and is a predicted model, not a curated record.
AUGGAUCAUCAGAUAGACCACUUGGUCAACAAGGCCUGGGCAAAAUUCUGCUCAACACCAGACGACACACGCCUAAUGAUAGCAAUAAGCGGAAUCCCAGGAUCAGGGAAAUCCGGCCUCGCAAACACAAUGGCAACACGAAUCAACAAAAUCCACGCCUCCGAAAACCCAACGGCACCGCCAAUCGCCAGCACAAUCCCAAUGGACGGGUACCACCUCACACGCGCACAGCUAGCAGCAAUGCCAGACCCAACAUACGCAGCAGCAAGGCGGGGCGCAGCCUUCACAUUCGACGGCGACAAGUUCCUCACACUCGUGCGGGCACUGCGGGAACCGAUCACGAGCACAACGCCGGACCUGCACGCGCCUAGUUUCGACCAUGCGGUUAAGGAUCCUGUCGAUGAUGAUAUUGCGAUUCCGGCGAGUAGCCGGGUGUUGUUUUUUGAGGGAAAUUAUUUGAGUUUGGAUGUUACUCCGUGGAAUGUGGCGGCGAGGCUUAUGGAUGAGCUUUGGUUUGUUGAUGUUGAUUUCGAGGUUGCGAGGAAGAGGUUAAUAAAGAGGCAUGUUCAGGCUGGUAUUGCGAGGGAUGAGGAUGAGGCGGAUAAGAGGGCCAGGGAGAAUGAUUUAGUUAAUGGACGGGAGAUUGUUGACGGGAGGUUGCCGGUUCAAGAGGUUGUUGUUAGUAUUUUUGAUCCGGUAUGGGAGGGGCUAUGA